Messenger RNA from Gossypium raimondii (Peruvian cotton), 1110 nucleotides. RefSeq lists its product as uncharacterized. The transcript is spliced from 3 exons. The record is from RefSeq and is a predicted model, not a curated record. Lineage: Eukaryota; Viridiplantae; Streptophyta; Magnoliopsida; Malvales; Malvaceae. The coding region runs from base 1 to 1110 and encodes 369 amino acids.
AUGAAGCAUAGGAGAUCUUGGAAAAAGAUUGCCAACAACAAUUAUCUGUAUCCGACCAAUAGAGUUGGGACGGGUAAGAGAGUUGUCAGUACCAUCAAGCUUGAUGCAAUCACUUUAUUAACAAUCGAUGUAUCUUCUCUAGCUAAUAUGAUUAAAACCAUGAAAAAUCCAACUGUAGUCCAUGAGGUAAAAUCAACAGAGUUUUCAUGCAUUUAUUGUGGUGAAAAUAAUGUGUUUGACGAAUGCUCAUCAAACCCAACGUCAGUAUACUAUAUCGAUAAUUCCAAUCGAAAUAGCAAUCCAUAUUCCAACACCUACAACUUAGGGUGGAAGCAUCAUUUGAAUUUCAGUUGGGGUAAUCAAGGUACAGGAAAUUUCAACAGUGCCGCAAGACAGAAUGUCAACAAUGCAACGCCUGGUUAUAAUCAUCCUAUGCCGAGGCAAAAUGCUCAACAAGGUCAGGUAUCAUUUUCUAAUUCUAUUGAAGACUUGUUAAAGGAAUAUAUGGCCAAGAAUGAUUCUGUAAUUCAAAGUCAGGCAACAUCUCUUCGAGCGCUUGAAAAUCAAGUAGGGAAAAUAGAGAAUGCUCUAAAUUUAAGGCCACAAGGAGCAUUGUCGAAAGAGGAUAAUGCAAGUAACAAUCAGGUAAGGAUCCCAGAACCAUCUGAAAAGCAUACAACAUCUGAAAAUGAUAAGAAGAAGAAUGCAGUGCGGUUCCAUAAAUCUAAACAAGAUGCCCAGUUUAAAAUAUUUUUGGAGGUUUCGAAGCAACUCCAUAUUAAUAUAUUGCUAGUCAAAGCUUUGGAUCAAAUGCCCAAUUAUGUGAAAUUCAUGAAAGAUAUACUAUCGAAGAAGUGCCAAUUGGGAAAGUUUGAGACUGUUGCUCUUACUGAAGGGUGCACAGCAAUGUUGAUGAAUAAGCUACCUUCAAAGUUAAAGGACCGAGGGAGUUUUACAAUCCCAUGUUCAAUUAGAAAUCAUUAUGUAGGAAAAUCAUUAUGUGAUCUAAGCGCAAGUAUAAAUCUAAUGCCUAUGUCUAUUUUCAGGAAACUAGGAAUUGAGAAAGGAAGACCUAUUACAGUUACGUUGCAACUGGCUGAUCGAUCUUAA